CCCCAAGUAAGUAAUAUAUAAAUUACAAACCAUUCCUAUUCGAUUCAUUUGCUCGUGAUCUCUCGUACAAGUCAUAUUCUAUUCUACGCCUUAUCAUGGGUGUCUUCAGAUUGCUCGUAGUUUUUACAGUAGCUGCAGUCAUUGGAGUUUCACUAGCUCGUCCUUCCACGGAACAGAUGAUGGAAGUUUUGCUGAGAUACAAGCAGCUGUGUAUCAACAUGAGCGGUUCGGAUGAAGGCUACCGGGAAACGUUACCCGCUAUCUCGGAAGCCAGAACCUGUCUGUUUGAUCGUAUCGAUCUUCCUCAGAUGAAACUGGAUGCGUCAACACUAACGGAAACAUCACGGAAGGAGUUUUUCGAUAAAUAUUGUCCGAAGUUCAACGAAUCGGUCAGCUGUUUGGAUGGCGUUUUCGAAGGAAUAUCCAAAUGUACUGGAGAAGAAGAGGAGAAGAUGGUUCCGGUUUACAAAGCUGUUGCAUAUGGAGUCGUUGAGCUGCUUUGCGAAAACGACGGACAGUUUAUGUUUGAGAUUCAGAAACCAGAGUUCAUGGCUUGUGUAGCUCAACUCAAAGAGAUUGCCGAGGAGUGUAGACUUUCGAAUGAAACCCAAUUUGUUUCCUUGUUGCGAUAUGGUGAAGACGAGUGCCAUGAAGCGGAAAAAUCUAAAGAAUGUGUUAAAGAAAGGAUUGAAACAUGUAAUGCUCCAGGAGUAUAUCAUUUAUAUGAAGUGUUUUACAACAAAAUUAUGAAGUUCUCUAACUGUGAUAAGUAUACUAAAGUGGUUCACCUCUACGACAACAAUAUUGAUAAUGCCUCAUCGAGAGACUGAUAGUUGGGACUAUGAUAUGUUUUCCAAAGAAGGAAUAAAACCGUGUGCAACCAGAACUCAAUAUGUUUUUGUGAACAUAUUUAAUAUUGUUUAUCAUGUCAAUAAUACGUUAUAUGAAAAAUGCUAAAAGAGAAAUUAAAAAUCAUGUUCGUUUUUAU
Messenger RNA from Armigeres subalbatus, 988 nucleotides. RefSeq names its product 27 kDa glycoprotein-like. The coding region runs from base 96 to 830 and encodes 244 amino acids. The transcript is spliced from 6 exons. Lineage: Eukaryota; Metazoa; Arthropoda; Insecta; Diptera; Culicidae. The record is from RefSeq and is a predicted model, not a curated record.